Molecule: messenger RNA, 5343 nt
Organism: Closterium sp. Yama58-4
Lineage: Eukaryota; Viridiplantae; Streptophyta; Zygnematophyceae; Desmidiales; Closteriaceae
Source: the annotation of a GenBank genome assembly
AUGUUAUUGGCCAACACCACGGUUGCCAACAUUAUCUCGAGGGCCUUCCCGUCCGAUGCGCUCCUCAGGCGCCACCCCCCUCCCAACGCCAAGAAGAUGGCCGACUUCCUGCGCUUCGCCUGCCAGCAGGGCGUGCUCUCAGCAGAGUUCUGCAGGAAGCUGGUGCGGGAGUGCCCGGAACUGAAGCAGCUUAUAGCGGGUACAAGCGGCGGAAAAGGGCCAGGAGGCUCGGAGGAGACAGAAGGGGAGACGGAGGGAGCCGGGGGUAGCGUGGAUUGUGUGAUUCCGUCCAAGGUGCUAAGUGAAAUACUUAACGAGGUGGGGCGGGCGGUGGAGGAUCCAGGGGAGAAAGCGCUGCUGCUGCUGAUGGCCACUAAGCCCAUGCAGCUGGCCCAGUACUUCUGUCGAGGGCAGUGGGGUGAGAGUAAUGGGGAUGAUAGUAACGAGGAUGGUGAGGUUGGCUAUGAGGAGGGUGGUGAUGGUUAUGGGUUCCCUAGGGGAGGUGGUUCUGGGGGAGGUAGGUCUGGUGGCCGCAGUGGCAGUGUGGGUGGGCCUCGGGGAGGUAGGUCUGGGGGAGGUAGAUCCGGGGGAGGCAGGUCUGGGGGAGGUAGAUCUCGGGGAGGCAGGGGAGGUAGAUCUGGGGGAGGUAGAUCUGCGGGGGGAGGUGCAUUUGCUGCCAGCGCAGGUACAUCUGGUGCAGGCACAUCUGGUGGAGAAGGCGAAUGGACGUCUCAUUACGGCCUUGCUCUUGACCUAUACACGCACUUCACCUCCCCGAUUCGCCGAUACGCUGACGUCAUCGUUCACCGCCAGCUGGCGGCCGCGCUGGCGGCAGAGGAGAGGCUUAUAGCGAGGAUGGGGCUGAGUAGCAGCGUGAAGUGGGAGAAAAAGGGGUUGGGUGUAGGAGAAGGGGGAGGAAGUGCAGGAGGAAAAGCAGGAGGGGAAGGAGGAGGGAGAGGUGAAGCAGGAGGGGCAGAGGGAAGUGGUGUUGGAGCAGGAGGAGCAGGAGGGAGUGGGCAUGGGGCGAGUAGCUCUAGUGAUGUUACCCUACUCAGGAAGCUCACAGGGGUAGCGCCUGGAGGUAAGGUGCUUACUGCUGUGGGGGAUCCCCUGGGGCUGCUGGCAGGGUGCGGAGGGAGUGGGGGAGAGGGGAAGGGAGAAGCGAGGGGAGAGUUUGCAGGGGAGGGUUUGCGGGGAGGGCGAGGAGGAGGGAGAGACGGGGGCAGGAGAGGAGGGAGAGGAGGGAGAGGAGGGAGAGGAGGUAGAUGGGGAGGGAGAGGCCGUGGAGGGAGAGGAGGGCGAGGAGGAGCAGGAGGAGGAGAGGUGAAUGAAGACAAGAAGAGCUUGUUACGCCAACAGCUGGUAACCGCAGUGCGGCACGAGUGCCAGCUGGUGCACAAGGAACGAGAUAUGCCGGCCGCCAACGCCGUCGCUGACGUGGCGACGCGGUGCAACGAGAGGAAGCUCGCUGCCCGAUACGCGCAGGAGGCGAGCGAGAGGCUGUUCCUGUGCCUGCUGCUCAAGCGCACGCAGGGGUGUCUGUCAAAUGCUUGGGUGGUGAAUAUCGGACCCCGCUACAUGAACGUCUACAUUGAACGCUUUGGGAUGGAGCGACCCAUGCACUUCAACUCUAUUCCCAACACCACCUGCCAAUGGGUCGCAGCCACUGGUACCGUCAUCAUCAGCGCCAAGCCUCCUCCUUCCGAGGCUAACGCCAAGGCUCGGAACGGAAAGGCUCGGAAAGACCAGGCUCAGAACGGCGAGGCUGGGAACGCUGCAGGGUGCAAGGCAGCAGCGGCGUUGGUGGCAGAUCUACCAGCAAAUGACCUGGCCCAUAUGAUUUCGCCCUCAGCAUUGGUUCAGAAUAAUGGUGUUACAAGCGGUGGCAGCGGUGGUAGUGAGGAGGAAGGAAGCAACAGUGCAGUGGCAAGUGAAGGUUUGGAGGAUUCUACUGGGGUUUCAGGCUUGGCAGCAGAUGAUCUUGCGCAUCACAUCUCGCCCGAUUUACUUCAAGGAGAUGAUGAUGCAGAUGGUGGAGCAGGUGGUGCUUAUAACGAGGAUGACAGUAUCUUGUUAGUCGAUGGAGGGCUAGCAGCUGCGGCAGAGGCAGCAGCAGGAGUGGGAGAUGAGGGAGAAGGGGGAGUUCUGCAGCCUGUAGUGUUGCCGUUGACUCUCCGUGUGAUGGCUCAGGUGCCUGUGUUUGUGCAUACCAUAGGGGGUGGCAAGCAGUUGAUGGAUAUUGCGUCCCUUGGGAACGAGAUUGCUGGUGUAAGCAGUCAUGCUGAGGCAAUUAAGCCGAUUAAGCUCGAGUUUCAUAUUUUUCUCCAAGACCCGGCUAUUUGUUGCAGCAGGGUGCUGUCACUUGAUAGACAUCGCGGUUGGGUAACAUUUGCACUCCCACGGUUGUUCGGGAUGCCGAUCGGAAAACAACGGCAAGGCGAGGGGGACGACGAUGAGAACGGCGGGAAGGAGCGGCAUCGGUCGCACAGGGAGAGGGACAGCGACGGCCAUGGCGGCCCGACCCGUCCGCUCGCGUCGCUAAUGUCGACCGCUCCUCACGUUCCGCAUGGGCCGAGAUCCCAUCAUGGACACGACGCGGGACACGCGGGGCACGCGGGACACACAGGAAGCGCGGGACACGCGGGAAACGCGGGCCACGCGGGGCAGAGGAGUCAUGGUAGUGAUCCCGGACCAAGAGCUUCGCAGGACGUUCAUCGGUCUUCGCAUCACGACCCAUCGCCUGCCCUCGACAAGCAUCUUUCAUCCCUUCUCGCAGACAUUAAUGCCGUUUGCUCGAAACCGGGAGGCGGCUUGCCGAAUCUCAAGGCCGUCGAGUCGCUUCUCUCGCUUGUGAACGCCGACAAGAGCGACGGGCGGCGGAAGCUCGGUUUCGCCGACGCCGUCGCACGUCGUCGCGCGGUCGCUCUCGCAGUCGCAGCCACGGACGAGGAGUCGUGCCUGUCGCAUUUCAUCGCGAAAGGAGGCCUGAAAACCCUAGACGAAUGGUUGCAGGAGACUCACAAGGGCAAAUAUAGCCACGGGAACACCAGCAGCGGCAGCGGCGGCGGCGGAAGCGGCAGGGGAGGAGAUACAGUCGACCAGGCCGCUUUAGACGACCUCUUAUUGGCGCUUCUUCGCGCGCUAGCGCGAUUGCCGGUGGAUCUCGAGGCGCUCAAGAGUUGCGUGGUGGGCAAAUCGGUGAACCAGCUGCGCAGCCAGCGCAACACGGAGGUGCAGAGGCGCGCAAAGCGGUUGGUGGAGGUUUGGAAGAGGCGCGUGGACGAGACGCUCGCGGAGAACAUGGGGCGGAAGAGCGCAGGGGGAGGGGGAAGCGCAGGCGGGAGCGUAGGGGGAGGGGGAAGUGCAGGGGCGAGUGGAGGGGGAGGCGGAACGGGAGCGCCAGCGAACGUAGGUACAGCAGCAAGUGGAGGGGCAGCAGCUUCAGGAGCAGAAACAGGGGCGGGGGGGGCAGGUGCGAAAAAAGGGUCACCCGUUUUAGUCACACCUGUAGCCGCAUCGCCCCUGCGACCGUCCGGUGGUUCGUCCCCUGCGUCUUCUCCAACCCAGCCUACAGCAGGCUCGGGACAGCUUCGGACAUCCAAACCUAGUGGCUCGGCAGCGGACGGGGAUGACCUUGGCGGGACGCCGGGGGCUGGGAAAGGGCGAGGGGGAGGCGGAGUGGGGGAAGGGGGGCGCCCGCCCCCUUCCCCCUUGUCUGUUCCGGGGGGCAGCCCCAGGGGCAGGGGAGAGUCGCAGGUUUCGCCAGGGAGCCUGCGAAGUGGUAACCAGAAGGGUCACGCGAGUGGGUUACCGAAAUCGGGUGGGAGUGGAAGCAAGGUGGCGAGUCCAAGAGGAGUAGAGCGAGAUGCGAACAGCAAGGCAGAUUUGCGUUUCACGGGCAUGGGAGGGAGUUUUGGAGAAGGAAUAGUAGGCGGAAGGCAAGAGCGCAUGGGUGCUGAUGCAGUUGGCCCGUUUGCGGAUGGAGUGGCGGCUGCAGGAGCAGCGAAUGUGGGUGCAGCAGGGAGUGGGAAGGAGGUGGAGAGCCGGCAACAGCAGGGAGAGGCGACGAGGGAGGGGGGAGGGGAGGAGGAGGAGAAGGGGGGAAAGAGCAGAAGUGCUGCUGCAACUGCUGGUGGUGGUUCUGGUGGUGCUGGUGCUGCUGGUGGUGCUGAUUCUGGUGGUGGUCGUGAUGGUGGGGACGCAAGGCAAGAAUCUGGUGACGUGGGUAGUGGGAGAAGGAGCGGGGGAGGCGGACAGGAUGUAGCAGGGGAAAGGGCAGGAGAAGAGACGGGAGCAGAGACACGGGCAGGGGGAGGGGCAGGGGCAAGGUCAGGGGCAGGGGCAGGGACAGAUAAGGGCGAUGGGGCAGGAGAGCAGGGGAUGGUGACACAGGAGGGGGACUUGAAGGGGGAAGAAGGCGGAGGAGUAGGAGGAUUAGCAGAGGCAGCCGUUGCAAGGCCUACACAGAAGGAGGGUGCUGCAGGGAGAGGGAUGGGAGAUGGAGGGGAAGAGCGUGGGAAAGAGGAGGAGGAGAAGGAGGAGGAAGCUAUUGGUGUGACAGAGCUGGGGGGAGCAGCAGUCAGGGUUGCUUCUGAGGGCAGAUCUGAGAAGCAUCAGAAGCCGGUUCAGGAGGAUACUUGUGGGGCAGGUCAGAAACAGGCCGCGGGGGAUCGACUGAGUGAGGGGAAUGCUGCAGAGGUGGCAGGAGGCGCAGGGAAGGAGUGGAGUGGGAGCGAGCGGGAAGCUUCUGGGAAUGGUCCUCUGGGGGGCCGUGGCGAGUUUGGGGGCGCGAGGGAAAGAGAAGAGGGGGAAGAAGGAGAGGAGAGGAAAGGAAGGGACGGAUCGAAGGAUAGAGAGGGAGUGGGAGAAAGAGAGGGCGUGAGAGAGCGGGAGGGGGGAAGAGAGAGGGAGAGCGAUCCUGGCCCUGGGAGUGGAGGAGGGGGUUUGAAAGCUGACGUGGCACUGGCAACUGGUGGGGGGCUGGCAGGGCGGCAUACUUUGGACUAUCUGCCUCUGCCGCCCAGAAGAAGAGGGUCGGAUAGUGAUCGGCCCCGUGCCCCCACCGGUUCGAGCGUAGUCACAGGCAGGCGGUCAGCCGUGAUUAUAAAGGGCACGGGCGGCGGCAACUGCAACAGUGCAGAUGCGGACGAGGAUUCGCCGCCCACUGAGACUGCUACAGUGCUGGCUUCGCUCAUGAGCGUGGCGAGUGCAGGUAGGGCUGAUCUGGAGGAGUUGCCAACUGGGGAAGGAGGCGCCAAGGUGGGAACUGGAAGAGGUACUGAGAGGGGCGGUGGUGGGGGCAGAGAAUUAGGGUUUGGGGGAUGUGAGGCAGAAGGGGGAUGA